Molecule: messenger RNA, 1049 nt
Organism: Daldinia caldariorum
Lineage: Eukaryota; Fungi; Ascomycota; Sordariomycetes; Xylariales; Hypoxylaceae
Product: lytic polysaccharide monooxygenase
Exons: 7
Coding region: 182-904 (240 amino acids)
Source: RefSeq, a predicted model, not a curated record
UGAUAAUCCGGGGAAAAGGAGGCUCCAGAAUAACUGGUAGGUAGUAUAUGGUAGUAUAUAUAGUAUCGAACGUCUCUAAAAAGAACACGAGAUAGCUCAUCUCCCUUCAGGUCCCUGCCACAUCCCGAUGCCAACUUGGAUAUCCGCGUGUUAAUAUUAUUAGCCCAGCCCUAUCCUCGAAAUGAAGCUUUCAACUCUCGGGACUGCCACCGUUUUAGCGUCAGUAGCAUCUAGUCAUACAAUCUUCUGCCAACUCAAGACUAGCGAGAAGACAUGGCCCGUGUCACACGCUAUCCGGACACCCACGUACGAUGGCCCGCAAGCCGAUGUGAACAAUAAUAACUUGGCAUGCAACGGCCCGCCGAACCCGACUACGCCCUCGGACAAGAUCAUUAACGUUGAAGCCGGCGAGACCGUGAGCGCCGUCUGGCGCCACACUCUUCAAUCCGGAGCUAACGAUGUCAUGGACCCGGGCCACAAAGGCCCCGUUAUGGCGUACCUGAAGAAAGUCACGGACGCGACGAAGGACAGCGGGGUGGGCGGUGGCUGGUUCAAGAUCCAGGAGGAGGGCUACGGCAACGGCAAAUGGGGCACGGACACGGUUAUUAACAGCGGCGGCAACCAGCAGAUAAAGAUUCCCGAAUGCAUCGAGGAUGGUCAGUAUCUCCUUCGCGCUGAGAUGAUUGCGCUUCAUGGCGCGAGAUCGGCGAAUGGCGCUCAGCUAUACAUGGAAUGCGCCCAGAUCAACAUCACUGGUGGCAAGGCAACAAAGAAGCCAACGACGGCGAGCAUCCCGGGCAUCUACAAGUCUAACGACCCCGGCCUACUCAUUGACAUCUACAACAAGCCCCCCGGAACCAGCAGCCCAUAUAAGAUCCCUGGACCCUCGGUUUUCACUUGUUGAGUGACCGUCUUGUUCAUGGAUGGGGUUAAGCGAACGAAUUCCGUGCGCCGCUGAAGACCCGUAACGACGAGGCCGCUUGGUUUAUUUGAUACGAAGUAGGAAGUAUGGUAUAUCCGUAAAAUUCUCUAUAUAAAUAUUACCUUAU